Messenger RNA from Guillardia theta CCMP2712, 906 nucleotides. RefSeq lists its product as hypothetical. The coding region runs from base 1 to 906 and encodes 301 amino acids. The record is from RefSeq and is a predicted model, not a curated record. NCBI's taxonomy places the organism in Eukaryota, Cryptophyceae, Pyrenomonadales, Geminigeraceae. The transcript is spliced from 9 exons.
AUGCUUUUCCAUGGCCUACAUCUCAUCGCAGUUUUUUCGAUCUUCUCUUCCUCAAUCUCUCUCCCACACUCUUUGGCGCCGCUCCUUCCGCCGCUCAAGGGCGGAACCCCAGGGAACUUUGCCUUGAACGUAUCCGGAGCUGGAACCAUCGACGAUUUGUCAUCCUCCGUCAUGAAAUUGGCGUCCGAGGACGUGGAUGUGGUAGCAAAGAGAAGGGCGAUCUUGAGGCACCUUGCCGGCAGCAUGCAGAGCAGCGUCUGCCAUUCGGAUGAGAAGCGAACUCAACCGCAGUCCACCUCCUCCAUCGUGCUGUCAGGGUAUCCGAGGGAAGCUCAAGGGAGAGUGAAGGGGAACAACACUGGGAAGUCAGUCUGGGACGACAGCUACGAAACCCCCCCGCUGAGCGAAGAGGACGUUCCGUUCUCGCUCCCAGGACUCUCCAACCUUGGCCUCGAAGAUUUCGACAUCGGCUACCUGCGGAAACGGGAGCAGGAGAAGAAUAGGCUGAUAGCGUCGGACCCCAAGUACGCCAGGGAUCCGGACCUGCUCGUUGAGGCUCUCUACCCCAGCAGGCCCGCCAAUCGCUCCGACCUGCUGGAGGUGUCGCCUGCCAAGUUCGCCCUCGCAGUCGUUCGAGCGAUGGGGUGGAAUGGAACAAAGCAGGAGUUGCGAGCGAUGAAGAGGAGGUACAAGGAAGAUCGGAUGGCUGAGUUGGGCCCCUGGGGUCCCAAGGGCCCUCCGCCGGUUGAAAUGCAUUCGCCGUCCACUUCAGAGCCGAUGAAUGAUCCUGUUGGUGCCCUCGAGCGCGCGAUAGAUGAGAUCUCUUCCAACGAGUUGAUUUUACAACCCUCCAGCCAUCUGCAGUCGAGGCGCACAAAAAUUCUCCAGCUGGGUCCCCAGACCUGA